GAGAGCGAGGACACAUCAGCAGAAAAGAGUGAACCUGUCUUGGUUUUCAACAAGCUCCGAGAGUCCGCAGCAGAAUCCUCCUCCUCCGCCUGCAACACUCCCCCUCCCCAAAAAGAGAGAGGGGCACCAGCAGCCGGGGGUCUGUCUUUAAUCAAUUCUCUUAAUUUUUUUUUGUGUUUUUUUUUUUUUUGACAAAGAGUCAGACAAAAGUUACCACUUCCGGGUGAGCUGACUCUGUCUACCGUCGAGUGAGCUUGACACGUGUCGGCCGUUAGUGGUGCUCUUCUCGGGGGAUGGCACUGGACUUCGCCGCGGGAUGCUUAGGAGGUGCUGCUGGUGUUUUGGUCGGACAUCCAUUUGACACUGUGAAGGUGCGGCUUCAAGUUCAAAAUGUGGACAAACCUCUUUACCGUGGAACGUAUCACUGCUUCCAGUCCAUCAUACGCCAGGAGUCGACGCUCGGCCUCUACAAAGGCAUCGGCUCUCCGAUGAUGGGGCUGGCCUUCAUCAACGCCAUAGUAUUCGGCGUCCAGGGCAAUGCCAUGCGCAAGCUAGGGCGUGACACGCCGCUCAACCAGUUCCUUGCAGGAGCCUCUGCCGGGGCCAUCCAGUGUGUCAUCUGCUGCCCGAUGGAGUUGGCCAAGACGCGCAUGCAGCUGCAGGGGACCGGAGAGAAGAAGUCGAAGCGGAAGCUGUACAAGAACUCCCUGGACUGUCUGGUGAGAAUCUACAACAGGGAGGGAAUCCGAGGCAUCAACCGCGGCAUGGUGACCACGCUGCUGCGGGAGACCCCGGGUUUUGGCGUGUAUUUCCUCGCGUAUGACAUGUUGACACGUUCCCUGGGCUGUGAGCCAGAAGACCCAUACAUGAUCCCCAAGCUGCUGUUCGCCGGCGGAAUGUCGGGCAUCGCCUCCUGGAUCUCCACCUAUCCCGUGGACGUGAUCAAGUCGCGUCUGCAGGCGGACGGGGUCGGCGGUGUCAACAAGUACAGCGGCAUCAUGGACUGCGUCAGGCAGAGCUUGCAGAAGGAGGGGUGGAGGGUGUUCACGCGUGGACUCACGUCCACUUUGCUCCGCGCGUUUCCGGUGAAUGCCACCACGUUCGCCACCGUAACUCUAUUUUUACUGUACAUGCGCGAGGGGGAAGAGUGUCGCAUGCAGGACUCUGAGCCACAGUCCGUCCAGCUGCAGCCUCUGCAGCCACAGACGCAGCCGACCAGCAUGUAAGCCGCCGUGCAGCUGCGACCAUUACUACUGUCAUCAGCCUGUCAACUAGAGAUGGAACUUGCUCCUUGCAGAUCAGAUCCGUCAGCUGGUAUCCACAAUAACAAAAGGUGAACCGGUGCCGUGUGAGCAUCUGUCCACUGAGCUCCUGCUGAGUGACCACGUAGUAUUUAAAUAAUAUAUACUGUACUUUAAAAGUAAAAUCUGCACUUGUAAAUAUGGUCUAUUUUUAAACAUCCUUGGUUUUUGGGUGAGUUUUUAUGUCAUUUAGGAAACUCUAGGUCACAGAUGUCCCUAAAGUUUUAAGUCAGGGAAACACUUGGACUGUGAUGCUGUGUUAAGUUCAUGUUUAUCUUCAUGUGAAUGCAGUUUUUCAGCAUCGUGUUGUAGUGGCUAAAAGUACAAAGAGAGAGCGCCUUAUACAUGUACAUUUUAUGUAGAUAUGGUUGUAUUAAUUUUCUGUAGUUACAACUGUGUAUGUGGUUUAAUUUUCCUAUGAACCGUGACGUUUUAAACAAGUGUGAGGUCACAAAUGUCAUCUUUUAAAGCCAAUGACUUUGUUGGCUUUAAUUAUCUACGUUUUGAUUUUCAAAUGUUACAGAGCUCUGACACCGACCCAGUUGCAGUAGGACAUGAACCUAGUUUAGAGGUUUGGAAGUCGGACACUGUAUAUUCAUGUGAAAUAAUUUUUAUACAAUCAUGAAUUAUUCAACACAAUCAUGCUGUAAAAAAACAAAUCGGUUGCAGUUUGUAAUCUUGUUUUGGACAGUACGGUGUCCAAAGAAAGCACCUUAUGGUUAUGAUAUUAAAGUUGUCACACAUUUUACUUUACACUACAAUAUAUGUCAUAUUCUGUGUCUGCAUCUAAUGCAAACAUGUUACAGUUGGGGAAAAAGGGGGAUGGCUUGUGAAGGGUCAAUUUUCCAAAUUUGGACAUGAAGCACAACGUUCAUCAUGCUCCAUGUUUUCCACAAGGGGGCGCUGUCAGACCAGUAGUGCACACUAACCUGUCGAAGUAGAGGAAGUCACGGCCCCUUUCAUACUGGAGCUGCAGAUUUUUUUUAGCCUGUCCUUGAUCCAGCUGCAUAUUGUGUCUUUUAUAGCUUGUGAGUUUAUGAAAGUUCAAUUCCACUAACAAUUACCUUAUAGUAAUUAUUAUUAUUACAUUUAUCCGUCAACAACUUCCAUCUGUAAACAUUUAUCUACCUGCUGCAUUAACGUUAUGACAUUUUUUCAAUGGCUAAAAAGAAGGAUCGAACUAACCUUCUGAUCUCCGCUCUUAUAUUAAUCAGGACAGUCCUCAGUGUCUCUCAGCACAGUAUCACCUGUGUAAACUAGUCUGUUAACAGUUGCACUUGUGAAAAUGCUUUCACACUUUGCAGAUUUAAAGAUGUAAACUGAACCAUGUUGCCAUUCACCUUCCCGCUGGCUGCAAUGCUGUCAGAACUGCAGAAGCUGUUACUUUCCCUGCACAUCUUCACGUCUGUAUUUGCAAACUGAUGCUGCUUCAUUUAACUUGUCCUCACCAGUGGGUAUGAGUUUAUUUGGUUUUCUCUCUACUUGUAUUUCUGUUUGAAGACUCAUAUAUAUAUAUAUAUAUACACUAGGUUUGUCUGACUUUAUUGGUGGGUGAUACACAAUUGUGGAUAUUUUUAUGAAAGGACUCCUUUUAUUAUCUAAUGUUGCCGUUGUGUACUGUGCUCUAUGUUCCAAAGCUGCCUGCCCUGUCCUUUGGUGAAAUAAAAGCCACUUUUUUCCCUCA
Molecule: messenger RNA, 2985 nt
Organism: Scophthalmus maximus (turbot)
Lineage: Eukaryota; Metazoa; Chordata; Actinopteri; Pleuronectiformes; Scophthalmidae
Gene: slc25a29l
Product: mitochondrial basic amino acids transporter
Exons: 4
Coding region: 294-1226 (310 amino acids)
Biological process (GO): mitochondrial L-ornithine transmembrane transport
Cellular component (GO): mitochondrion
Molecular function (GO): high-affinity L-arginine transmembrane transporter activity
Source: RefSeq, a predicted model, not a curated record